Messenger RNA from Lathyrus oleraceus (garden pea), 4977 nucleotides. RefSeq names its product proline-rich receptor-like protein kinase PERK14. Gene Ontology annotation, biological process: protein phosphorylation. The transcript is spliced from 21 exons. Bases 507 to 4628 code for a protein of 1373 amino acids. The record is from RefSeq and is a predicted model, not a curated record. Gene Ontology annotation, molecular function: ATP binding; protein kinase activity. Lineage: Eukaryota; Viridiplantae; Streptophyta; Magnoliopsida; Fabales; Fabaceae.
CUGUUCUGUUCUGUUCCUGAGGCACUAUGUCCCACACCCCAACUGUCUCUCUCUCUUUGAGAAAGAGAAGAGGUCUGUUAAUUCACAUUCUCCAUUUUUGAGUUUCCUUCAAGUGUCAGUGAAUUGUAGAAUACACAAACUUGUUAUUUUUCAUUUUUCUUAAGCAAUUUUGAACUUGAUCUAGUUACCAACUCAAGUAGAAAACACUUGAAGAGUUCAACUUUUUACCUCUAGUACACCAUGGAACUCUCUAAAUUUUGUCUCUACCAAUUCUUAACUUCAAACUCUCAACAUACACUUGUUUUUUCUCUUACCCAUUUCAUCGAACACUUUUCAGGCAAUUUCCACAACCUUCUUUCAUAUACUUUCCAUGUCACUGUAUCUCGAUGUUGCUCAAUUUAAUCUCUGCUUGUUCUUGUUUCAAGUAAUCAACUACUUUUAAAUCUCUAGUUUGUUUAUUCGCGUAUUUAUUAUUACUUAGUUAUUCUUUUGAGAUUGAUUUGAAGAUGGGGGUGGUUUUGCCACUGAUUCUGUUUCUGGUGAAGCUUUGUAUUAUGCAAGGAUCUGAAGGGUUUGUUAUAUCCCCAUCUCCAGCAUUUCUUCCUUCUGUUCAUCAUGAUGGAGAAGCACCUGUUCCUAUCCAUAAUGGAGAGUCAUGGAGAAGGAAUGCAUCAAGCCCUUCAGAUCCACUUGGGUCUGUUAUAUCGCCAUCCCCAACAACAUUACCUGUGGCUCUUUCCCCUAGUGAAGCACCUAAUCUCGUAGGUCCAAAUGGGUCUUUUGUGCAACCUCCAGCUGCAUUACCACCUUCUUCAUCAGCUCCAACCCCUCAGAAGAUUACCGGAAUUGAAUCAUCCAUAUCACCUAGUUCUAGUCCAAGCAAUGAAUCUCCACCGUAUAAGGCUGUUCCAGCACCAUCAACUGCUGAAAGGAAUUUUCCACCAUCCAUGCAGCCAAUUCCAUCUCAAAGGAAAGAGCCUGCUUUUAGUCCUCUUAUAUCCACACCAAUUUCUCCAGCUUUUGUUGCAAUGCCUCCUGGAAAUUUGCCUAAAACUUCACCUAUCAGUCAACCAAUUGAACAUGGAAGUUUGCCUCCUAACUCUAAGGUUGAUAAGAGGAACGAAACUAAGAGUCACAACCUAGAGCCUGUUUCACCAGGUUCUUUCUUGCAACCUCCAGUUGCAUUACCACCUAAUGCAUUAGCUCCAACUCCUCAGAAGAUUAAAGGAAUUGAAUCAUCCAUAUCACCUAGUCCUAGUCCAAACAUCAAAUCGUUAUCGCCGCCAUAUAAGGCUGCUCCUGCACCAUCAACUGUUGAAAGGAAUUUGCCACCAUCGUUGCAACCAAUUCCACCUCGAAUGAAAGCACCUAUUGUCAGGCCUCCUGUAUCCAUACCAAUUGCUCCAGCUCCUUUUGCAAUACCUUCUGGAAAUUUGUCUAUAAAUUCACCUAUCAGCCAACCAAUUGAGCAUGGAAGUUUUCCUCCUAGGGUUGAUAGGAGGAAUGAAAGUAAGAGUCACAACCUAGAGCCAGUUUCACCAGCCCCACUUGCAACACCUUCUACCGAUGUGCCCAAAAUUUCACCAUUAAGCCCUUCAACUGAUAAUGGAAGUUUUCCUCCUAAUUCUCAUAGAGAGGGUACACCUACAAAUAAAGGUCACACUCCAGAAACAAUUUCACCAGCUCCUGUAUUCAAUUUGCCAAAAUAUUCGCCAGUGAAUCAACCGACUGAACCUGGAAGUUUGCCUCCAACUGUCCAUAAAAGGAACUCCAGCAUCAGUCACACAUUGGAGCCAGUUUCGCAGGCCCCGGUUGCAGAACCCCCUACAAGUUUUCCAAAAAGUUCACCAGUCAGCCAACCAACUCGUCAUGGAAGUUUUCCACCUAAUGUUCAUGAUAGAACUGUACAUAAGGGACACAUUCAUACAGCAGAGCCAGUAAUGCCACCAGUAGUUACAUCACCAACAAGUACAUUUCCAGGAGAUCCACCAUCGGUCCACCAAGUCAUACCUGCAACAUCUCCAUCUGAACUACCAGCACCUGUCAUCUCUCCCUCAUUAACACCUUCCAGAAGCUUCAAAGGGAAAAAUGGUGGAGAACCUGUUUCUGCGCCUUUGUACAAAACACCGAAGUCACCACCAACUUUAGUUCAUUCCCCUGCUCAAGCUCCUUCUCCUUCUGAACAUAAAGCAAGGCCAUCACAUCAUGCUCCUGAGCCACUUAUUUCACCUCCUAAAUCUCCUUUCAACAAAGAAGAUCAUUCUCCUGCAUCUUCACCUUCUACUGCAUUUUAUAAGCAUCAGCAUACACGGAAUACGAUAACCAACCCAGCUCCUGCAUCAUCAUAUUUUGUUUCUCCUCCCACUUCAAAACACCAAGAUCAACCAAUUCCUCCCUCAUUUCUUCCAACAAGUAGGCGGAGACAUUAUGCUCCGCCACCAAUGAACACAGGUUCUGCAGAUUCUCCAUUUACCUUCCCUAUCCAAUCACCAGUGAGUCAGGUUUCACCUGCUCCUUCUCCAUCAUUCAAGAUUUCCCCUCAUUCAACCAAAAUUCCAUUUCAUCCUCCUGACAUAUCUCCUUCAAGGCCUUUUUCGAAGAGCCCUAAGAAGCCAAUAUUGCCUCGAGUUCAAGCAUUGCCACCCCCACCUCCUAAUGAAGAUUGCAUAUCAUAUAUUUGCUCGGAGCCUUAUACGAAUUCUCCACCCGGGGUGCCCUGCAUGUGUGUCUGGCCAAUGAGAGUUGGCCUUCGGCUCAGUGUUCCUCUGUAUACCUUCUUCCCUUUGGUUUCGGAGCUUGCUUCUGAAAUAGCCAGCGGAGUUUUCAUGAAACUAAGUCAAGUUCGAAUUAUGGGGGCCAAUGCAGCAACUGAGCAGCCAGAUAAAACUGAUGCUCUCAUUGAUUUUGUACCACUUGGGGAACAAUUUGACAACACUACAGCCUUUUUAACUUCUGAGAGGUUUUGGCAUAAACAAGUUGCUAUAAAAGCUUCUUACUUUGGAGAUUAUGAAGUGUUAUAUGUAAGCUAUCCAGGUUUACCUCCAUCUCCUCCAUUACCACCUUCAAGCGUUAACAUGAUAGAUGGUGGUCCAUAUUCAAAUAAUGGCAAUAAUGGCAGGACAAUAAAACCUCUCGGGGUUGACAUACAAAAGAAGCAACAUAAAAGUGGACUUAGCAAAGGCAUUAUAGCUAUUAUUGUCCUUUCAGCUUUUCUAGCGAUUGUUUUAUGCUCUGCUGCUGUUUUCGCCUUAUUCAAGUUCAGAGAUCAUGUGCCUGAUUCUCAACCAACAUCAACCCCACGGGGUUUUCCGCCGGCUCAUGCCAAAGCAUCAGGUACUGCUGGGCCAUCAGUUGGAGGUGCAGUUACUUCCGCUUCAACAUCAUUUCGGUCUAGCAUUGCUGCUUACGCGGGAUCUGCUAAGACUUUCAGUAUGAAUGAAAUAGAGAAAGCAACUGAUAAUUUUCACCCUUCUAGAAUACUUGGAGAAGGAGGUUUUGGCCUUGUUUAUAGAUGUGACCUUGAAGAUGGGUCAAAAGUAGCAGUCAAAGUUCUAAAGAGGGAGGAUCAUCAUGGCGAUCGUGAAUUCUUAUCUGAAGUUGAAAUGCUUAGCCGCCUUCACCAUAGAAAUUUGGUAAAGUUGAUUGGAAUAUGUACGGAACUCAGCUCCCGUUGUCUGGUUUACGAACUCAUUCCAAAUGGCAGCGUGGAAUCUCACUUACAUGGAGUUGACAGGGAAAAAAACCCACUUGACUGGAGUACUCGGGUAAAGAUAGCACUUGGUGCUGCUCGUGGUCUUGCUUAUUUGCAUGAAGAUUCAAGUCCACAUGUCAUACAUAGGGACUUCAAAUCUAGCAAUAUCUUGCUGGAAAACGAUUUUACACCUAAAGUAUCUGAUUUUGGAUUGGCUCGAACGGCAGCUGAUGAGGAUAACAGGCACAUAUCUACACGUGUUAUGGGAACUUUCGGAUAUGUGGCUCCCGAGUAUGCAAUGACUGGGCAUCUUCUCGUGAAGAGUGAUGUAUACAGCUAUGGUGUUGUUCUUCUUGAGCUUUUAACCGGAAGAAAACCAGUGGACUUUUCCCAACCGCCUGGUCAAGAGAAUCUCGUUGCUUGGGCUCGUCCCCUUCUAACAAGUAGAGAAGGACUUGAAGCAAUAAUCGAUCCAUCUCUAGGAACCAAUGUUCCUUUUGAUAGUGUGGCUAAAGUUGCAGCCAUUGCUUCAAUGUGUGUACAACCAGAGGUUUCUGAUCGUCCUUUCAUGGGUGAGGUUGUUCAGGCUUUGAAACUUGUGUGUAAUGAAUGCGAUGAAGCAAAAGAAGUGGGUUCAACAAGUUCUAGCAAAGAUGAUUUAUCUUCUGAUUUCAAUGCUGCUUCUGAGCAACUACCCAAUAAUUUCCAAAGCCAUUUCGCAGCAGAUAACUACAAUUUCAGAGUUGAUAUUGAAAAUGGAUUGUCAGCAUCAGAGAUAUUCAGCUCAUCAGCAAGAUUUGGAAGGCAAGCAUCUGAAUCAUUUAGAAGACAUUCAUAUUCAGGUCCUCUAAGAACCGUAAGAAGCAAGCGGUUAUGGCAGAUAAUUCGAAAGGUUUCUGGCGGUAGUGUCAGUGAACACGGGGAUAUGUUCAAGUAAGCAUCACAUCUUGAUUCAGCCAUUGAAUUUUCUCUGAGCAUACUCCCUCAAUUUGUUAUUUGCAGUUCACAAAUCAGAAGUCAGAACUGUACCUUGAAGUUUGACAAAAGAAUAGAAACAAGAUGUAAAUAAAGUGACUUUCUUUUUUGCUAACCUACAAAAGAAGAGAAGAAGAAACAAUGUGAAUCUAGCUUUGAUAUUAGAUUAUGACUGGAAAAAAAUUGGCAUUUACUAAACCUUUAUUGUCAUAUACUAUAUUUGGUUAGGUGUAAUGUGUAAUGUUCAAAUCAUACAUAUCCUUGUAUUUAGAUGAGGAGGGAAUGAAAUAUUGUUAAUUAGUUCUAUUGAA